AUGUCGCUGGAAAAGUUGGCGAUUGACUGGGUACAGCGCUGCCUUCUGGAACGUCCCAAUCCGAACCUUUACCCGCAGUAUCGGGGCACGGGACAGGCAAUAUCGGUCGUUGUCGACGACAACCCAAACCUGGUGGAUAUAGUGCAGGGUUGGUACGAAGAAGGAAAGAAUUACGUCUUCAAAAACAACACAUGCGAAGGCAUCUGCGAUGACUACAUCCAGGAAUAUUCGCUGUCGCUGGAGAAGCUCGCGGUUGAUUGGGUGAAGCUCUGCCGAUUUGAGUAUCCCAAUUUGAACAUCUACCCUAAAUAUCGCGGUGUAGGACAACUACUAACACUAAUUGGAGGCAGCAAACCGGAACUUGUGGACGCAGCCCACACUUGGUACGACCAAGGAAAGACCUAUCACUUUGCAAACAACACAUGUGAAGACUAUUGCGGAGGUUACUUGCAGAUGGUGUGGGCAAAAUCAGUAAGGCUGGGUUGUGCAAUGAUGCGCUGUGACCACGUCAAGCCAUCUUGGAGCAAACCCGUCUACAUCGUGACCUGCUUAUACCGACCCGGGAGGAAUAGUCGUGAAAAGAGGCCCUACAUCGCUGGGCCAAGCUGUAGCCAAUGUCCCCGGGAAUAUGAAUGCCACGGCAAACAGUGUGUCAUGAAUCCGGAUGCUGAGUUAAUUGAACUAGGUGACAACGGUAGACCCCGCAGAUGA
Mesocestoides corti is the source of this 711-nucleotide messenger RNA. The record is from the annotation of a GenBank genome assembly. NCBI's taxonomy places the organism in Eukaryota, Metazoa, Platyhelminthes, Cestoda, Cyclophyllidea, Mesocestoididae.